Leptidea sinapis is the source of this 4374-nucleotide messenger RNA. It is a transcript of the gene Cka, whose product is annotated as striatin-3. Gene Ontology annotation, molecular function: protein binding. NCBI's taxonomy places the organism in Eukaryota, Metazoa, Arthropoda, Insecta, Lepidoptera, Pieridae. The record is from RefSeq and is a predicted model, not a curated record. The transcript is spliced from 9 exons. Bases 233 to 2257 code for a protein of 674 amino acids.
CUGACCAAAACUAAAAAAAAGCAAUGUUCAGUGCACGGACGUCGUUUCGACUUUAUAUUCCGUCAUGCAAUAAAUUUUGUCAUUCAUGAAUUCUUUUGUAAAAACGAGAUAAAGGUGGUGUUACCGUUGUGAAUGUUGGUUUAUAAAAAUGUUGUUUUAGUAUUCGUUUUUGAGUAUUUCACAAAGAAGGUCUUGCUAGGUCUGUGACGGGUACGGUAAUGGUGGCCAUGUCAUGAAAAUCCCCACAGCCAUGGAUGAUAGCUCCGUUUCUCAUCAUAACGGAGGGCAAGUGGGAUCUGAAUUAGGCGUUAAUGUAAAUAACAAACAGAAUGAGGAAUCUAGUCAAAGUGUUCAGUAUUCAAUACCGGGCAUUUUGCAUUUUAUUCAACACGAAUGGGCGAGAUUUGAACUCGAGAGAUCACAAUGGGAGGUGGAUAGAGCCGAAUUUGAGGCAAGGAUAGCCUUUCUCCAGGGUGAAAGGAAGGGUCAGGAAAAUCUUAAAAAUGAUCUUGUAAGGCGAAUUAAAAUGCUUGAAUAUGCAUUGAAACAAGAGAGAGCAAAAUUUCACAAAUUAAAGUAUGGUGUAGAGCUUCAACAGGGUGACAUGUGCCCACCCCCAGAGGAACAAUCAGUUGAGCCCGAGCCUGCUGAAAGGACUCAGUGGAAGCAAGGGCGACAACUCAUUAAACAGUACCUGCAGGAAAUAGGAUAUACUGACACAAUUCUUGAUAUUCGCUCAAAUCGGGUAAGGACCUUGUUGGGAGUCAACAGUGAUGACCAGGCAGAAGAUCCAAAUUACAGAAAUUGUGAAAAGCAACAUUACUCUACAAAUACAGCACUAAAUCGCAAAAUGAUGAUGUAUGAUGAGGCUGCCUAUAGAGAACAGAGACGUAAGGGUGCAUCUAGUGGCUACAAUGAAGAGGGACUUUCUGUACAAGAUACUGCUGCAGUAUUUGCAAAUUUUGAGUUCUUGGCAAACCAAGAAAUGGAUAUGGACGAAAUUGAAGACAUAGAGGCCAAGCAAUCACACCAUAGUUCUAUUAAAGGUGAGGAAGUGGAUCACGAGGCGGAAGAAGUGAUAAAUGAACUUAACAUGCUGACUGAGACAGAGGCUGAUGGCGGUGGACAAGGAGACGAAUAUGUCGUGAAGUUCCCAAGCGGCGGCGGCAGUGUCGGCCCGGGCGAGACAGACGAGAAGCCUCUCGCCCUCGGUGAACUGGCUCAGCUGACCGUGAGCAAUGAGCCCGAGGCCUACGACGUGGCCGGAGCCAGCAAGGAGUCCUUCCGCAAGACCUGGAACCCGAAGUAUACUCUGCGGUCCCAUUUUGAUGUGGUGCGUGCCGUGGCGUUCCACCCAACUGAACCAGCACUAGUAACAGCUUCUGAAGAUCACACCUUGAAGCUUUGGAACCUUCAGCGGACUGUGCCCGCGAAGAAAUCAGCGGGGCUGGAUGUAGAACCAUUGUAUACAUUCAGAGCACAUACUGCGCCGGUGAUAUGCCUCGCUAUGGGUGCCCCGAGGACUGAAGAAUGCUUCUCAGCGGGUGUGGACGGAACUAUCCGUGUUUGGAAUCUACCUUCUCUCACCGCCGACCCCUACGACCCUUAUGAUGCUAGUGUACAGGGCCCGGUGCUGCGCGAGCACUCGGACGCGGUGUGGUCGCUGGCGGCGGCGGCGGGGCGCGUGCUGUCGUCGUCGGCGGACGGCACGGUGCGGCUGUGGGCGCCGCGCGCGCCGCGCCCGCUGCUGGCCACGCUGCGGGACGCCGGCCUGGCCGCCGCCGCGCUGCCCGCCGCCGCAGACUUCGCGGACGGGGCCGCGCGCGCCGCCGCGCUCUACACCGACGGCACGCUGCUGCUGUACGACAUCGAGACCGCGCAGAGCGUGCUGCGCGUGUCGUGCCCCAGCCCCGCGUCCCGCGUGCGCUGCCACCCGUCGCUGCCCGUGCUGGUGACGGCUCACGAGGACCACCACAUCCGGUUCUGGGACGCCGUGUCGGGGCGCUGCGCGCACACCAUGGUGGCGCACCUGGACGCCGUCACGGGCCUCGCGCUCGACCCCAACGGAAUCUUCCUGCUCUCCGGCUCGCACGACUGCUCCGUGCGCCUGUGGAACCUCGACACCAAGACCUGCGUGCAGGAGAUCACCGCGCACCGCAAGAAGUUCGACGAGGGCAUCCUCGACGUGGCCUUCCACCCCAUGCGGCCGUACAUCGCCAGCGCCGGCGCCGACGGCCUCGCCAAAGUAUUCGUCUGAUUCCGCCAGGUACACCCAAAGAGGAUGUAAAUACUGAUCGUGCGUACUGAAACGUGCAGUGACAUUAAUACAGAUUAUAAUAAUUGAAGUAUAAUACAGCUAAGUCUGAAAGCGAACAGUUGCUUUAAACUUAGUGGAAUUUGGCUAUCUCCGUUUUUUACAAGAUUAUAGCCGUCAUCUGUCGAUCUAUCAAUCACUGCACGUUUCGUACAAUCGCUUUUUUCUUAGAGAGUUUCGCUAGGCUGGGUACUCCUACGAACUGUAUGUUACAUCAGUACCGGCAGCGUCCUGCCGUGUAGUGUCGAGGGGUAUAGUACCGCAAUAUUUUAUUUAAAGUCCUUUCGGGUCGUCGACUACUGUUGCUGCCGCAUUUAUAAUGCAAUGAUUUAUUGAAAAUUCGAUAUUGUUAUUAUAUAUUAGUAUAUGAAUGACUUGUUAGCAAUACGUAUGUAAUUGAAAUAAACAGCGGUAUAUAUUUAUUGUAAGCGGAAUAUUGGUUCAAUGUAAAUCUUCUAUUGACAACCAAGUAAUCAAAGAUAAUUUUGUAUGAAAACAAUGAUGCAAUGUACGGUAUCGAGUCAAAACAAAAUUAAUUCCUAAAGUAUAGUUAUCUUUGUGGGUAGUCGCGAGUAUUCGUGUAUGUAGGACUAGUUUCGAGCUCGGUGUGAGGCGUGACGUCACAAACUCGGUCAUUGUUCGAUCGAUUUUAUUCUUAUUUGUUACGUCAGGCCAGGAUUGAAAAUGCUGGUGCAACUAAUUCAGUCUCAUAUUGUGAUAUAUCUGUUUCUCAAACUACUCAACUUGGUUAUUACAUUGAAAUUGUAACAAUAUACGUAAGGGUUGAAUUAAAAAUCUUUCGGCCUUACAAAUAACCUUGGUAUAAAGUUAUUCCUGAUAAUAAAUCAAGAAUUUGCAAAAUGUUGACUAUAUCGCUGACAAUACUGUCAAUAUUAUGAUAAUUAUGCAGUUUGGGAGCCUUGCAAACAAACGCGGGAAACGUUAUACAUCCGAAUAAACUAAUCGUAAGCGAAAUGUCUAUAUAUAAACAUUAACCAUAUUUUUGUUUUAUUCUCAGUUAUAACUUUAUACCAAGAUUAUUUCUAAGACCGUUUAUGUAUUGUACUAUUUUUAAUGUAAAUCUGUUCUGUUCGGUUCCCAUUAAGCGAUUUUAAUACAAUCUGUAUGUGGAUCCGUUAUGGUUUAAAACCUUCAAGGUUUGCUUUACAUGCAAUAGUUUCAAACUUAUAAAUUCAACCCUUUUAAGUAGUAUACGCUAUAUGUAAGUCAGUACAUUUAUGAGAAUAGACAAUAAUAUUUUGGCAAAUCGAAAGCAACUGCCAAAUGUAAUAAUCACCAUAAAAUUUUAUUGACAGAUUUUGCUAAACUUUUGUUUUAAUUGUGCACACACUGACCGUAAAUGCUAGAACCCGUUAUUGCUAGUCUGUGGCCCCGUUUGAGAAUAUUAUUGUCUAUGGUUUGUCAGUGUACGGACCCACGUGGUAGACAAACGCGGCUGUUCGUCGCGUCUUAUUGUAUUUGUAUUUGAUACGGUAACAUCUCGAUGUAUAGACAUUUGGAUUCUAUUAUGAUAAUAAUAUAUUUUUAGAUAUUCAGUAUGUGGUUUUUAGUUUUUUUUUCUAUCGCGACUUUUUCAUCGAUUUACAUAAUGCAAUGUGAAUUGUUUGUUUCGUAUGCGUGUGUAAGCGUUUGUAAUAAAUAUUAUGAGGUAACCGACGAUGUUUCUUUGAUACGAUCAUGUUACACGUGUCUGUACAGUUAGAUUUUACGCAGUAUUUGAUAUUUUUCAAUUAACGUAUUUAGUAGUUAGUUUAUAUUUUUAUUUGAAAUCGUUUCGUAUCUAAAUAGGUGUCUCUUGCGUUGUAGCUCGUGCCGAUUUCAAGGGACGCGGCUCUCGUAAUCUCUACAAUGGUGAGCAUUCGAACAAAAAUUUAAUUUGAGUAGGAAUAUUGUAUCUAAAUAAAUAAGGGUUUGUUGAUAACGAACGCGAUGUAGAAUAUAUAUAUUAUGAACUUACAUAAUAAUUAUUAUUCCUAUAAUUUCCUCGAAUUCAUACUUGUACACACAUCCAAAUUGAUAGUAAAAGCAACAUAACCGAA